Molecule: messenger RNA, 1605 nt
Organism: Topomyia yanbarensis
Lineage: Eukaryota; Metazoa; Arthropoda; Insecta; Diptera; Culicidae
Product: synaptic vesicle glycoprotein 2C-like
Exons: 5
Coding region: 26-1540 (504 amino acids)
Biological process (GO): transmembrane transport
Molecular function (GO): transmembrane transporter activity
Source: RefSeq, a predicted model, not a curated record
AUCGCACUUGGCGUAAAUUAUCACCAUGGAGAAGAACCAACGCCAGGAAUCAAUUUCGCUAAACCUAUCGGAGGAAAACAAAAGACAUUCAUACGAUGAGGCCCUGCGAGAGGCCGGCUUCGGCAAAGCACAGAUAGCCAUGAUGUUCCUGUGCGGAUUUGCACUGAUGUCCUCUGCUAAUGAAUCCAUGGGAAUGGGUCUCAUACUACCGGCUAGUCAAUGCGAUCUAGAUCUUGAUAUGACCCGUAAAGGUAUAGUCGGUGGAGCUGUAUUUAUUGGAGUCUUAAUAUCCACCUACUAUUGGGGUUACCAGACGGACAUCCGAGGGCGACAAACUGUUCUGAAGAUAACGCUUCUGGGGGCCACCUGUUGUUCUUUUCUGGCAAGCUUCGUGAAUCAUUUCUACCUACUGGUAGUGCUGCGAUUUCUAGUUGGACUAUUCAUCUCCGCACCCGGCUCCGCGGCGAUUGUUUAUCUAGGUGAAUUCUGUCCGACCAACCGUCGGGGACAAAUGAUCACCUAUGCGUGUGCAAUAGCAGGAUUUGGAUUCGCCUACGUCGCUGUGGUUGCCUCGUGGAUCUUAUCCUACGAUUGGUCGUUUACCAUCAUCGAAUCGUUCGCGAUCCGCCCCUGGCGACUCCUGUUUCUAAUCAACAGUCUUCCCGGUUUCAUAACGGGACUGGUUUUCUGGUGCUAUCCUGAAAGUCCUAGAUUUCUGCUGGCCCAAGGUCGACACAAGGAAGCACUGAGCGUGCUCCGUUGGCUUCAUCGACAAAACAGGACGGAUUCGUUUACUGUGCGGGAACUGCAGAUGGAAGCCUAUCAGCGAACUCCGAACAAUGAACCUGACCAGGAAAGCGACUGGUUUAGUCAAGCACGAACACAAAUCUCACCACUGAUGAAACAGCCUAACUCAAUCAACAUUUCAGUGUGUUGCUUUCAAACGGCUACUGUUUAUGUUGCAUACGGCGGCCUUGGGCUAUGGUUUCCUCAAAUCAUGAAUCUCGUAUUUUCCACAGAAUCUACCAAUGAAAGGCCAAUUUGCGAAGUUAUGCAAUCCAACUCAACCAGUUUCAAAAGUAUCGAAUCUUCCAAGACCAUUGAAUGUGUAGACAGGCUACAGCCGGAAACGUUCAUUUACACCUUCGCGCUGGGAGCAAUGUGCGGCGGCUAUACUCUGCUAAACUCCGUCUUUCUCACCCGGUAUUCGGAGAAAACUUUAAUCUACGUCAAUUUGAUCGCAGCAGGCUGUGCCGGUAUAGCGCUCCAGUAUGUAACCAACAACUACAUCGUAGCUAUCUUAUUUUGCGUAGAAAUAAAUGUAGCAGCCGUGUGCAUCAUUCUCGUCCGUUCGAUGCAGGUGUCACUAUUCCCGACUCAGGUCAAAGCUACGGUCGUGUCACUGACGGCUCUAGUCGGACGCAUCAUUUCCAACAUAGUGACCGGAGUACUAAUCCUUCAACAAUGCACAUACACACUGUACUUCAUAGCCGGUCUGCUGUUCGCCAGUGCAGGGUUGAACGCUCUGCUGCAACAGUGAGCGUCGGGUAGCCGCGUUGUCCGGCGGUUGUUUUAGCACACAAUAAACGAAAAGGCGAAAGUGAA